AAUGUCAGAAGCGGAUGAAUAUUUUGAAAAUUUUGAUGCAAAUUAUUGGAGUUAUGAUGGAUUUCAAAAAUUCUUGACAGCUAAAAAAUUUAGUGAAACAAUUUGGAUUAACUCCUUGAAAGCGAUUAGUAAUGAUAAUAAUUAUCCUGUAAGAUGUCGUAAAAAAGCGAAACAUUUUUUAAAUAACUAUUCUUCUGUGAUUUUUGUCAUUCCUUCAAAGCAAAGCACUGCUAUUUUCAAUUUAUGGAAAUUAGAUGAAGAGGUUAAUGAGAAUUUAGAUAAUAUAUUUUCUAUUUUAAAAAGUAAAGAGACCCUUAAUGCUGAAAAUAUAUUUGAAGAACUGGAACAGAACCAAAAAUUA
Molecule: messenger RNA, 361 nt
Organism: Cetraspora pellucida
Lineage: Eukaryota; Fungi; Glomeromycota; Glomeromycetes; Diversisporales; Gigasporaceae
Source: the annotation of a GenBank genome assembly